Symbiodinium sp. CCMP2456 is the source of this 701-nucleotide messenger RNA. NCBI's taxonomy places the organism in Eukaryota, Dinophyceae, Suessiales, Symbiodiniaceae. The record is from the annotation of a GenBank genome assembly.
GUGGAAGGUUCUAUCCCUCUUCUUCCAGUGCGGCUGGCCGAAUGCCAUGCUAUCCUGGCUCGUGGCCUGUGUCGUUUCUGCAACACUCUGCAUGCAGGACGUCCUUCCGAUGCCGAUGACCUACAAGGCCGACGUCCUCGGCUUCGUGGCAGACUGCCCUCUCGGAUUUUGGAUCCUCAUCUCCAGCUUACUGGGCACCGGUGCGGGAUUCUUCACCGCUCCGUACAGGCCGCAGUGGUGUGGCGAGCCAGAUGUCUGCUUCAUUGAUGUUGCCAGCAUACAUCAGCUGGACCACAAGCUUAUGGAGCGUGGCGUGUAUGGAAUUGCAGGUUUCCUGAGUUUGGCUGACGAAAUGCGAGUCCUUUGGUCACUGCCGUAUCUGACUAGAUUGUGGUGUGUAUUCGAGCUAGCAGCAUACAGGAAAGUGAACCCUGGUGGCAAAAUUGCGUUCAGGCCCUUGUUCAUCGAACGAGUUCUGUUUCAGCUGCUUCUCGCGACUUAUGCCUACCAGACAAUCCUACUGGCGUCCCGGACGGUUGACAGCAUAACGUCCCUGGCCUACGUGCGCUACCUCUUCUUUGUGCUGCCCUGGGCAUUGUGCGUUUAUGGGCUUCGGAUGAACUUCCGUGAGAAGCUCAACCUCUUUGCCCAGUUAGAGGCCUUCGAUGUAGAGCAAGCGCAUUGCACCGAGGAGUUCGAUC